Alosa sapidissima (American shad) is the source of this 1031-nucleotide messenger RNA. RefSeq names its product F-box protein 25 (gene fbxo25). The record is from RefSeq and is a predicted model, not a curated record. Gene Ontology annotation, biological process: protein ubiquitination. Gene Ontology annotation, cellular component: SCF ubiquitin ligase complex; cytoplasm; nucleus. Gene Ontology annotation, molecular function: protein binding. The transcript has 8 exons. NCBI's taxonomy places the organism in Eukaryota, Metazoa, Chordata, Actinopteri, Clupeiformes, Clupeidae. The coding region runs from base 135 to 1016 and encodes 293 amino acids.
UAAAUAAAAACAAAUCCUCCAAUCACCGCACACUAAGAGGCGGUUCACAUUCCACUCUACGGGCUGUUUACUUCCGUCAAUAUUCUGAGCAAAACUGAAUUUUAUUAUAACAAAGGACUCGCUGCUGGUGGAGAAUGCCGUUCUUGGGGCAGGACUGGAGGUCUCCGGGAUGGAGCUGGAUUAAGACCGAAGACGGCUGGAAACGCUUCGAAUUUUUCGGCCACGAUUUGGGAGAUGACAACAAUAACGAGCUCGACUUGGAAGAGCUGUGUGAUGAAAACAAAGAAAACAUGUACGUGGGAAACGUCUGUGAAGUCGUUGCCAAGAAAAGGAAGAAGGACUUUGUCAACAACAACACAAAGACGCAGUUUUUCUACCAGGAAAAGUGGAUCUAUGUGCAGAAGGAGAGUACCAGAGAGAGACAUGGCUACUGUACGCUGGGAGAGGCCUUCAAUCGGUUAGAUUUCUCCAGCGCCAUCCAGGACGUGCGACGCUUCAACUAUGUGGUGAAGCUCCUGCAACUGAUAGCUCGUUCCCAGCUAACGUCCCUGAGUGGUGCAGCACAGAAGAACUACUUCAAUGUGCUGGAGAAGAUCAUCAACAAAGUGCUGGACGACCAGCAGAACCCGCGGCUGAUUAAGGACCUGCUGCAGGACCUCAGCUCCACGCUGUGCACGCUCAUCAGGGAGGUGGGCAAGUCGGUGUUGGUGGGGAACAUCAACAUCUGGGUCUGUCGCCUGGAGACCAUUCUCACAUGGCAACAGCAGCUCAACAGCCUGCAAAUCCCAAAGCAACUGACCAAUGGGAUGACCCUCAGUGACCUCCCGCUACACAUGCAGAACAACAUCCUGUACAAAUUCUCAGAUGCCUCUGACAUUAUCAACCUGGGCCAGGCCACACCCACUCUGCGCGUGCUCAGUGAGGACCGGCAUCUGUGGAAGAAGCUGUGCCAGUUUCACUUCGCUGAGAAACAGGUAGGAAUCGCAGCAGUGUGUGUGUGUGGGCGUGUGUGGUAGGAAUCGCAGCAGGAG